CUUUUUCCAGCCACAUGGUAGAAAUUGUCCGUCUUCGCUAGUCUUCCUUUCCGUUCUGAAAAUAGCCGUACUGUGGACAGCGUAGAAUAAGUUGACAGUAUUUUGUUCUUGGACCAAACAAUACUCUUUGUGGACAACAUUAGGCUGGAUGUUUGUGGGCCGUUUAUGAGAACUCGUAUUCGUUCUCUGGUUGCAUGUCCUCCUUCUCUUUAAAUCCCCUCUUAUUGUUUGUGGACAAGUCAAUUUGAAGAAAACAUUUUGCUUUGGUGUACACAAUAGAACAUUCCAAGCUUGAUUACAUCGUCUGCAUCUUCACACUAAGAAAGCUUUUCAUUUAUUAGGCAAUAUUGUAGGAGGUGGUUUGUUUUGUCAAACAGAGGCAGUUUGCUGAUUCAGCAAACACAUAUUGAUGUAAAAAAAAACUUGUGAAAGUAACAUUUUUAUGUCACAAGUAUGACGUAUUGUGUACAUGUGUUCAAGAACCGUCUUAAAAUGAUAAUGUAGUAUUUUGGAUCAUCCCGAAGCACCUCGUGUCCAGCAGCCCUCUUUAAACAUGUCUGUCAGCAGGAAAGAGCAGCGUGGAUUUUGGGCGUCGGGUUGCUUCCUCAUAGCGGGAUGCAAAUGUGAGGAUGAACGGGAAUAACAAAGAUUCAUGGCUGAUUAGUCUGUUGCUUCUAGUCAAACAUCCACAGUACCGGAUUAUUGCGCGGCUAUAUUUAUCAGCUGUAAUUGGUUUAGCUUUCUAAUUCUGAGGCUCUCCUGUGGAGCAGUCAGUGACUCACUGCGUCCCUCCAUCUGUUAGGACAAGAACCCCACCUUUACUGACACACAGCCCCAUGUAGCUGGACGGGAGGCUGUGUAAACAUUUCGACAUUUGUACGGGGGCAUGUUUGCUCAUGAGCAGUUGGACUUUGUUUUAUAAAAAGUCAGAUUCUUACUUGAAUUUAAAGGUUAUUUAAAUAGUAUGUAAAUGUCAGCAAACUCAAUGACAAAGCAGGUCUUCUCGUGUGGUGAGAUAUGGAUGUCUGCCUCGUCCCCUAUUCAGUGGCUGCGUGUGCGUGUGGUGUCUACGUGGACCAGCGUGUACACGAUGCUCUCUGGUCACAUGACGCCACGUGGAGCCACUGGCGUGAGCUGUACGGGUCUUCAGUGAGGUGGGAGUCUGCCUGCGUGGCCGGGUCUCCGCUUCCUGGUUUGCAUACAAUGACUUUCUCAGCUGGCUCGUCGGGCAUUAAGACGUGCAUCACCUCGGGGGGUGUAACUAGGGUCAGCCUGUCAGCCUGUCAGCCUGGCCACCUGUAGAAAAGGUUCACUAUGAAAGCGUCCUCCACAUGUGCGACCAACAGCUGGAGAACGUUUGCUUAACAAAUGGCCUAAACAUUUGACUAAUUGUUUACUUCAAAACUGGUUAGUUAGGAUAUGUGACCGUUUGUGUACCAGGGGUCCAACCUCCUGCCCCAAGUCAGCAUUUUCAUCCAAGUCGCAGGAGGAUGGCCGAAGGGUGAUGUCCAAGAAGUCACUUCCCCUCCAGCCAAAGUGACCCCACUUCCCCCUUUUUUUAUUCUCAUCUGCACUUUUGAAACCUCCCGUUGCCUGACUUUGUGGGUCCUAUCUCAGACAAUUUCCCUUUUCUAAAAGGGAUUUUAAUGGGAUGCAUACAUUCCGCAGCAGGAUCAUGUGAAUUUAUUUUAAAUUGGACAAUUCUCCUCAGCCUCUCAACCAAAACCUAGGAUGUAUCCACUUUGAAAAAAUCCAAUGUGAUCAGAUAUCACCUUCUGAGAUUGCCACCUCAGCCGGCAGGAGUUUGACUCUGGUUCUUUUCCACAACCUCAUCCGCCUUCUUGUGUCAUUGGGCCAUGGUUCGCAAGAAGGGUUCUCUUAUACUAUGCGGUGCUUUCCUCUUUGUAGCCUGGAAUGCUUUGCUCCUACUUUAUCUUUGGGGUCGUCCUCCUAUCGGCCGCCUCGGAGAAGGUGUUGGAGCAGAACCAGGAGGAAAGGACGAGUGGGCCUUGGGAAGAGGGAAAGGAGGCCGAGUCAACCUGGCCGCAGAGGUGAUCAGGCUGGCAGAGGAGGUUGAAAUUCAGCUAGAGACCCAGAAAGAGCUACUGAAGCAGAUUGAAAGUCACAGGGCAGUGUGGGCUCGGCAGAGAGACGUCGGGAAAAGAGAAACUGAGGAUACAAAAGAAGUCAAACAAGAUGUUGUCCACCAGCCAUCAACGCCUCCACUCCCACUCAAAGUGGGCGUGGAUGAUGUGGACCAAGCUCAAGUAAAAAACACACCAAAGCCUGUUCCUACGGUAGACCUGCAUCAGGCCAUUGGCAUAAAGGAAGACAUUGCUGAGAGCAAUAUAUUGGCGACUUCUGUCGGCAACCCCGAAGUUGUCGUUCCCGUUUUAGUCAUUGCUUGUGACAGAGUGACGGUAAAACGGAGCCUCGACAGACUAAUACAGUACCGGCCUUCCGCAGCACUAUAUCCAAUCAUCGUCAGCCAAGACUGCGGCCACGCCGAGACCGCUCGAGUGAUUGGCUCAUAUGGGGAUCAAGUGACGCACAUUAGACAACCAGACCUGUCUGACAUCAGAGUUCGACCGGAGCACAGGAAGUUCCAGGGCUACUACAAAAUUGCCCGUCAUUACCACUGGGCGCUCAACCAGGUGUUCAACACCUUCUCCCACUCCACUGUGGUCAUAGUGGAGGAUGAUCUGGAGGUGGCGCCGGACUUCUUUGAGUAUUUCCGAGCCCUGUACCCGAUCUUGCGAGCUGACCCCACCCUGUGGUGUGUUUCUGCGUGGAACGAUAACGGCAGAGACGCCCUGGUGGAUCCAUCCAAAGCUGAGCUCCUCUACAGAACAGACUUCUUCCCCGGGCUGGGCUGGAUGCUGCUGAAGGAGAUGUGGAAUGAACUCGAGCCCAAAUGGCCCUCGGCCUUCUGGGACGACUGGAUGCGCCAACCAGAACAACGCAAGGACCGCUCCUGCAUCCGACCCGAAAUCUCCCGGACGAUCACCUUCGGUCGGAAAGGCGUCAGUUUAGGUCAAUUCUUUGACCAGUACCUUCGCUAUAUUAAGCUCAACACUGAAUUUGUGCCUUUUACCAAACAAGAUUUGUCUUAUUUGUUGAAAGAGAAGUAUGAUGAAAACUUUAAAAAAGAGAUUUACGGCACCCAUCUGGUGAGGAUUGAGGAUCUGCAACAAGGGGGCAGUUUAAGAGGCGCUGCCCCGUACAGGGUGCAGUACUCCACCCGGGACAGUUUCAAAGUCUUUGCUCGAAAUCUAGGGGUGAUGGAUGACUUGAAAUCUGGAGUUCCUCGUACAGGUUACAGAGGCGUAGUGAAUUUCCUGUACCGGGGUCAAAGGGUGUUCUUGGCUCCACCAGAGGGCUGGACGAAGUAUGACGUCAGCUGGAGCUGAGGGGACGUUGCAGACUCUAAUGUGAAUGGUGUUAAAGAAGGGAGAGACACACCUCUCAGACCAAAGAAGAUCAGCAGACACACAAAGGACCUAAAGCAGCGCCGAUGGGCCGGGAUGGACACCAAGUGUUGAGCCAGACUUAGUUGUUACGAAAUGCUUAUUCAGGAGUUAAAGGUUUAAGCGCAAGGCGAUUCCAACAGAAAUACAGCUACUGGCAAUGGGCCUUGUUUUGUGGGGCCAUUCGUUCCUGUGACUUACUGGCCAAAUGCAGUGUUAACGUCACACGCACCAGUCGAUUGGGUUAGCUAGUAGGAAACAGCUGAUGUGUUUGUCAUGUUAAAAUACAACUGAGGCCAAACGCAUCUCGAGAACUGGUUCAUCUUUUUACUGUCAGCAAUUCAAUUCAUGUUGAAAUUAAUUCAGCUCUUCAGAUGUUACUUUUCAAUUCUAUAGCUAAUCACAGGCAGUUUGAGCAAAAUGAGAAGCUUGUCUUAACAAUUCAUAGGGAAUACAAAAGCCUACCUAGUUUUGAACAUAGUCACCGUAUGAACUCAGCUGGUGGUUAACAUUAAACACAUUAUUUCAGUUUGGGCUGAAACGGAAGAGCAAACGCCGCUAGAACAAGCGUCCAGAAAGCAGGACGUGCACAUGAAGCGAGGCAUAUUCUUCCCAGAUUACAGUUCCAACAAACUUCAGGAGACCUUCUAGAAUCCCUGUCCACCAAUGAGCAGGGAGGACAUGACAUGCUGCGCAUUGCCUGUCAAAGCUUCCAGAAGAUGACCUUCAAUCCGCUGACUUGGCUUUCCGUUAUCGUCUAAACACUAACUGUGAGCACAUACGCCGCCUUCAUCAGUUCAAACAUCACUAGGUUUUCAAGCUUAGGAAAUAAUGAGGGAGGUGCCAGAAAGUAAAAACACCAAAAACCUAUGAGGCUUUCAGGGCGUAGCAGAUGUUUCUAGGUGCUGCUGAGCAGCGGGAGGACGUCCGUGAUCUCAGUGGGGAGGCCGACACAUGCUGCACUCGUUGGGUGGACCUGACACUGGUGUGCGCUUUGUUAGAAGCAUACUGAGGCCUUUACAGUGGACGUUCCCUCUAACAUUUCUGAGCUUAAACUCAUCAGUGUGACGGUCGAAGAUAAUUUGCUUCUAUCCGAGGGUUUCUAGAAGGAAAUGGUAAAUAUCAAGGGUUGAACUUUAAUGGUAAUGCUAUUUUGAAAUCAUUUAUUGUCUUGAACUUAAAGUUCAACAAGUUUAUCGUCUAAAGUGCUGACUGCUUGUGAUCCUCCCGAAGCCCUGAUACAAGUAACAUGUCAUGGUGUCAGCUUGGGUUUGUUGAAGAACCACUGAUUGUUCCACCAGUAAGAAAGCUGUGCAGUGGCUGGAGUGGUUAUCACUGUACUGUAUUUAGCUGUAGGAGAUUAUCCACGGUUCGUUUGAUUCUCAUUUCUAUGGUGAUGUGUAAACCCACUGUCUGGUGUUUAUAACUUCAAUACUAUAAAUAAAAUCAACUAUUUUAAUUGUCCGUGUGCGCAUGCACGUCAUGAGAA
Messenger RNA from Gasterosteus aculeatus aculeatus (three-spined stickleback), 4956 nucleotides. It is a transcript of the gene mgat1b, whose product is annotated as alpha-1,3-mannosyl-glycoprotein 2-beta-N-acetylglucosaminyltransferase b. Gene Ontology annotation, cellular component: Golgi apparatus. The record is from RefSeq and is a predicted model, not a curated record. Lineage: Eukaryota; Metazoa; Chordata; Actinopteri; Perciformes; Gasterosteidae. Gene Ontology annotation, biological process: protein N-linked glycosylation. Gene Ontology annotation, molecular function: alpha-1,3-mannosylglycoprotein 2-beta-N-acetylglucosaminyltransferase activity.